CGGCGCUCGGCGAGGGUAACAAUGGCAGCGGCGGUGGCGGCGGGCGGAGGGGCCGGGGCUGGAGCCGCGGCGGCGGCUGUGGCGGUGAGCGGAGGGGCCGGCUUGGCAGCGCUGUCGGUAGCGCGGAGGAAGGACGGCGGCCCCACCGGGAAGUUCUGGGAGAGUCCGGAGACGGUGUCUCAGCUCGACUCGGUCCGCGUCUGGCUGGGGAAGCACUACAAGAAGUAUGUCCAAGCAGAUGCUCCUACCAAUAAAACACUGGCUGGGCUGGUGGUGCAGCUGCUGCAGUUCCAGGAAGAUGCCUUUGGAAAACAUGUCACCAAUCCUGCCUUCACCAAGCUUCCUGCAAAGUGCUUCAUGGAUUUCAAAGCUGGAGGUACAUUAUGUCACAUUCUUGGUGCUGCUUACAAAUAUAAGAAUGAACAGGGCUGGAGGAGGUUUGACCUGCAGAACCCAUCCCGGAUGGAUCGGAAUGUGGAGAUGUUCAUGAACAUUGAGAAAACCCUCGUGCAGAACAAUUGUCUGAGCAGACCAACCAUCUACCUCGUUCCAGACAUAGAGCUCAAGCUGGCUAACAAAUUGAAGGAUAUUGUCAAACGUCACCAGGGAACAGUAACUGAGGAGAAAUCAAAGGCUACACACCAUGUUUAUCCAAGUCCUACCUCAAUGGAUGAUGAUGAAUGGUUGAGACCUGUGAUGAAAAAAGACAAGCAGGUGUUGGUACACUGGGGCUUUUUUCCAGACAGCUAUGACACUUGGGUUCAUGCCAAUGAAAUAGAGGCUGAAAUCGAGGAUCCUCCAAUUCCUGAAAAGCCAUGGAAGGUUCAUGCCAAGUGGAUUUUGGACACAGAUAUAUUCAAUGAGUGGAUGAACGAGGAGGAUUACGAGGUGGAUGAGAACAGGAAGUCAGUCAGUUUCCGACAGAGAAUCUCCAUGAAGAACGAGGAGCCUGUCCGCAGUCCAGAGAGGAGAGACAGGAAAGCAGCAGCAAGUACAAGGAAGAGAAAGCAUUCUCCUUCUCCACCCCCAACUCCUGUGGAGUCAAGAAAAAAGACAGGGAAGAAAGGGCAAGCAGCCUUAUAUGGGAAAAGGAGAGGGCAGAAAGAAGAAGAUGAGCAAGAAGAUCUCACAAAGGACAUGGAGGAUCCCACACCAGUACCUAAUAUAGAAGAAGUGGUACUUCCCAAAAAUGUGAACCCAAAGAAGGACAGUGAAAACACGCCUGUGAAAGGAGGAACAGUAGCAGACCUGGAUGAACAGGAUGAGGAGACUGUGGCAACGGGAGGAAAGGAAGAUGAAGAUCCCAACAAAGGGGAUCAGAGUCGCUCAAUUGAUCCAGGUGAAGAUAACGUCACAGAACAGACCAACCACAUCAUUAUUCCCAGCUAUGCAUCUUGGUUUGACUACAACUGUAUUCAUGUGAUUGAACGUCGUGCUCUUCCUGAAUUCUUCAAUGGAAAAAACAAGUCCAAGACUCCAGAAAUAUACCUGGCUUACCGCAACUUCAUGAUUGACACCUAUCGCCUCAACCCCCAGGAGUAUUUAACCAGCACUGCCUGCAGAAGGAAUCUGACUGGGGAUGUGUGUGCAGUCAUGAGGGUGCAUGCUUUUCUGGAGCAGUGGGGUCUCAUUAACUACCAAGUGGACCCAGAAAGCCGCCCCAUGGCCAUGGGACCUCCUCCUACUCCCCACUUCAAUGUCUUGGCUGACACCCCCUCAGGACUCAUGCCUCUCCACAUCCGUACCCCACAGAUUCCAGCUGCUCAGCAGAUGCUGAGUUUUCCUGAGAAAAACAAGGAGAAGCCUACUGAUCUGCAGAACUUUGGACUUCGCACGGACAUUUACUCAAAAAAGACUUUGGCCAAGAGUAAAGGUGCAAGUGCUGGAAGAGAAUGGACAGAACAAGAGACACUGCUGCUACUAGAAGCUCUGGAGAUGUACAAAGAUGAUUGGAACAAAGUCUCUGAGCACGUUGGGAGCCGUACCCAGGACGAGUGCAUUCUGCAUUUUCUGAGGCUCCCGAUUGAAGAUCCCUACUUGGAGAACUCAGAUGCAUCCCUGGGCCCCCUGGCUUACCAGCCUGUGCCCUUCAGCCAGUCUGGCAACCCUGUCAUGAGCACCGUUGCUUUUCUGGCAUCAGUGGUGGAUCCCAGGGUGGCAUCAGCUGCAGCAAAGGCUGCCUUGGAGGAGUUCUCUCGAGUCAGAGAAGAGGUCCCACUGGAGCUCGUUGAAGCUCAUGUGAAGAAAGUACAAGAAGCAGCAAGAGCCUCUGGGAAGGUGGAUCCAACAUAUGGACUGGAGAGCAGCUGCAUUGCUGGAACAGGUCCAGAUGAGCCCGAGAAAAUCGAUGGAGCUGAAGAAGAAAAAAUGGAAACUGAGACAGAAGGGCAACAGUCUGAGAAGGUUGAAAGCAAAGCAGAGAGUGAAAUUGAGGAGGGUGAUAAAGUACAAGAAGGAGAAAAUGAGAGAAAUCCAGAAAAAGAGCAAGACAGUGAAGCUGUGGCAGAGCCCAAGCCAGAAGAGAAGGAGGCAGAAGAGAACAAGGAGAAUGUUGAUGCCAGCAAAGACAAAGAAAAUGAGGCUGGGAAGAAGAAAGUGGAACAUGAAAUCUCGGAAGGAAACGUAGCCACAGCUGCAGCUGCUGCCCUUGCCUCAGCUGCCACCAAAGCAAAGCACCUGGCAGCAGUGGAAGAAAGAAAGAUCAAGUCCCUGGUUGCCCUUCUGGUCGAAACACAGAUGAAGAAGCUGGAGAUAAAACUUCGCCACUUUGAGGAGCUGGAAACCAUCAUGGACAGAGAGAAAGAGGCACUGGAGCAGCAGAGGCAGCAGCUGCUGACGGAGCGGCAGAACUUCCACAUGGAGCAGCUGAAAUACGCGGAGCUGAGAGCCCGGCAGCAAAUGGAGCAGCAGCAGCAGCACAGCCAGAACCCCCAGCAGCCUCACCAGCACCCCGGGGGACCUGGCAUGAACCCCCUGGGGGCACCGGCACAUCCAGGCUUGCUGCCUCACCAGCAGCCUCCCCCCUACCCCAUGCUGCACCACCAGAUGCCACCUCCUCACCCACCCCAGCCAGGUCAGAUGCCAGGACCUGGCUCGAUGAUCCCUGGACAGCCCAUGCCAGGCAGGAUGAUGUCAGCCAACAUCCACCCAGCUGGUGGUGGCCCUGCCCCCCCGGGCAUGUCACCCAUGGCAGGAAAUCUCAUCGGACCUCGUGUUCCUCUGGCAGCUCCCAACGGGAUGUAUCCCCCUCCAGCACAGCCACCUCCACCAGCAGAAGGGGUGACCCCCCCUCCAGCAGGAGCCCCCCCGGCCUCAGCCGCUCCCUAAGCAGUCAAGGCAGAAGGAACUUCUACAGCAACAAAGUGGUGACCAAAAAUGAAACUUCCUCAGUUACCUUCUGUUCCCUUGAGAGGUUUUUGCCUCCUGUUGGCCGUGUCUAUGGCAUCAAGAAGCACACCUACACUGAGUCUUUUGCCCCCUUCCUCUCCCCACCCUUUGUAACCUUGGUGCAGUGCUGGGCAUUUUUGGGAAAGCUUUAGAUGGAAGAUGCCAGUAGUGCCUCCACGUUGCUGGUGGGAAGUCCUUCACACUUUGGUCUGCUUGCCUUUCAGGGCAUGCUCCACUCUGGUUUCUUUCUUCUUGGUGUUUUGAGCUUUGGGUUCUCCUGGGAAGGGUCAAAACAAACAAAACCAAACAAACCAAAAGCUUUGAAGGUGGAGGCAUCAGCUGAGCCUGAGGCUGUUGUAGCAUGUGCCCUCUCCACCUACCUUUAACAUUUUGGGUUCUCCAGGUAGAGCAAAUCACCAAGAUGGGAUGGCAAACCAGAGUUUGGAGCAGAGAAGGGAAAUCAGGGCAUGCUGGUGCACAAACCAUCAGCCAUGGCUGUUGAGCUGAUGGGUAAGGAGAGCAGCUGGGUCCUGGGGCUGCCUCGCUAACUUAUUGAAAGGAAAUAAUGAUCCAGGGCAAAGGAAGCCAGGAAGGAAUCAAUUGGAAUAAAACCACUCAAUGGUAGGAGUUUUCUUGCUCCGGUUUUUACCUUUCUUUUUGCCUUUGAAAGGUGGUAGCUGAACCUUCCCUCUGAGUAGUUUUUGGUACAGUAGCCAACUGAGGAAUAAACCCGUGAUUUUUAGUCCCUCCUUUUUGGAACAUAGGCUUUUUACUUCUUAAAAUGAACAAAAUG
Calypte anna (Anna's hummingbird) is the source of this 4180-nucleotide messenger RNA. It is a transcript of the gene SMARCC1, whose product is annotated as SWI/SNF related, matrix associated, actin dependent regulator of chromatin subfamily c member 1. Bases 22 to 3327 code for a protein of 1101 amino acids. Gene Ontology annotation, biological process: positive regulation of DNA-templated transcription. The transcript has 28 exons. Gene Ontology annotation, molecular function: histone binding; nucleosomal DNA binding. Gene Ontology annotation, cellular component: npBAF complex; SWI/SNF complex; nBAF complex. Lineage: Eukaryota; Metazoa; Chordata; Aves; Apodiformes; Trochilidae. The record is from RefSeq and is a predicted model, not a curated record.